Messenger RNA from Neoarthrinium moseri, 762 nucleotides. RefSeq lists its product as uncharacterized. The transcript is spliced from 5 exons. NCBI's taxonomy places the organism in Eukaryota, Fungi, Ascomycota, Sordariomycetes, Amphisphaeriales, Apiosporaceae. The record is from RefSeq and is a predicted model, not a curated record. The coding region runs from base 1 to 762 and encodes 253 amino acids.
AUGUCUGCUGAUACUAUCGCAGCGCUGGAGGCGCGUGUUGUCGCUGCUGAGCGGCUUGCCCAGCGGGCUUACGACCGCGGCGCUGUGGAGAAUGUCUUUAGCAAGUACAUGCACCUGCACAACGUCUUUGAAGACGAGCAGAUCAAGCCGUUGUGGGUGAAGCGUGGGACGCCAGGCAUUCACGCGCAGUAUACCAAUGUUGGUGUGUACACGGACUACGACAGCGUCAUGGCAUACCACUCGGGGCGGCCCUCACCCAAGGGGAAACUGAUCUUACACGAGACGACAACCCCACUCAUUGAGGUGGCUGAGGAUGGCCAGACGGCCAAGGGCUUCUGGCUCAUGGCGGGCCUGGAGUCUGGCCUGGCUGACCCGGCCAACGUCGGCGCAAUGCCCGAGAAUCUCUAUGAACCUGUCGACAAGAAUGUAGAUGGUAAGCGUGUCUGGACGCAUUGGGUAUGGUGCCAGUAUGGGUUGGACUUCCUGAAACAGGACGGCGUGUGGAAGAUCUGGCACUUCAGGUGUCUGGAGGUCUCGCGAGCUCCGUUCAGCGAGAACUGGAUUACAUUUGCAGCCAAGAACCAAGUCGCCUUUGAAAAAGACUUGGCCUAUUUCGGUGACGACGGGAAGGCAGUCUUUAUGCCUACGCCAGAUGAGCCGGCUACGAAGAAAGCUGACAUAUAUGGGCCCGAUCGCGUCCGUAAAUUGGACGUUGCUCUGCCUAUUCCCUAUAAAACCUUUAGUGAUGUUGAAGAGUAUUGA